AUGGCUUCCCACGAACUUCCUGAUCGGCCAGUCCGGAUCAUGAACAUAUCAGGCUCGCCUGCAGAUCGUCGCGAGGCACUUCUAAACGCAACAAAAUCGGACGAAACCAUCGACGUUGUUGUGGGAGAUUGGAUGUCCGAGUUCAACAUGCCAACCCGUGCUUACGCUGUAACCCAUGACGGUGUUGGCUAUGAAGAGACUUUUCUAGAAGCCCUUGAACCGGCGUUGGAGAAUCUAGCCCAGAAGAAAAUGAAACUGGCAGCCAACGCCGGAACAACUGCAACCAAGCAGCUUUACCAGGUUGUUGUUGAGAUGGUCCAAAAGAAAGGGCUAGAUCUAACAGUUGCUUGGGUUGAGGGAGACGUACUGGACCCAGUACAAGUGACGCAUCAAUCUGAUGGCUCCAUCAAAGACCUUAUCCAUAUUAGCUCAGGACAGAACUUGCAAGAUUGGGGCUACGAACCCUUCUUCGCUCAGUGCUAUCUUGGCGGUAUGGGUAUUUGGAAAGCCCUAGACGCAGGUGCUGACAUUGUCAUCUGUGGCCGUGUCGCCGAUGCAUCCCCCAUCGUCGCUGCUGCCGCUUGGUGGCAUUCAUGGGAGAGGACUGAUUUCGACAAGCUUGCUCAGGCUCUCAUGGCGGGGCACUUGAUUGAGUGCUCGACUUAUGUGACUGGUGGAAACUUCACUGGUUUCAAAAGCCUGGACUGGUCUGGCAUCACUGAUAUGGGCUACCCCAUCGCUGAAAUCGCUUAUGAUGGUGAUGUCGUGAUCACCAAGCCACAGGGGACAGGCGGCAUCGUCAGCGUGGAAACCUGCAAAGAACAGCUGCUCUAUGAGAUUCAGGGCACCUACUACCUGAAUUGUGACGUCACAGCAAUCAUCGAUCAAGUUCAAUUUGCCGAGAUUGGGCAAAAUAGGGUGCGGAUGUCUGGUGUACGUGGACAAGCGCCGCCGAGCACGACUAAAGUUGGUCUCACCGCUCACGGCGGGUACAGAUCAGAACUGCACUGGGCUGUGGUUGGUUUAGACAUUGAGGAAAAGGUAAGGAUGCUGGAAACCCAGGUCAGGGCUAGUUACGGGGAAAAGAUGGCAAUGUUCUCCAACUUCAGCUUCCAGCUGUACGGGUCUGUGCCUCAACAUCCCGAAACUCAAGAUGCUGCAACACUUCAUCUACGGAUUGUAGCAGAGGCCAAGAGCUCGGAAGCCUUUACACCUAAGAACUUUGCUCGACCAACCUUUGAUAUUAUUAUGAACACCUUUCCCGCGGCAACGAUGACUCUACGGACACCAGUUGUUUCUCCUUUCCAAGAGUAUUUCCCGACCCUUAUCCCACAGCCAACGGUCACAGUUCACUUCUCCCAGCCAGACAAGAAAGACAUCGAGGUUACGCCUGCAGAAGUCGUGCUGAAGGGUCCGGUCCAGCAACCAACAUAUGAAGCGAUAGCUCCUCUCCCACUCAGCACGUUCGGAGUAACCACUCAAGCUCCAUUGGGACAUGUAGUUUUGGGUAGAGCUGGCGACAAAGGCUCGAACUGCAAUGUUGGCUUCUUCGUACGGAAUGCGGAUGAGUGGUCUUGGUUGCAAAGUCUCCUGAGCACAGAGAAAUUUAUUGAGCUUAUGGGAAAGGACUACAAGGGCCAAAAGAUUGAUCGUAUGGAGUUCCCGCACCUCUGGGCAGUGCAUUUCCUACUUCACAACCAUCUUGACCGGGGAGUAUGCGCAAACUCUACUUAUGACACGCUUGGGAAGUUUUUGUGUGAGUACAUCAGAUGCAAGACUGUUGAUGUUCCAGUGACAUUUUUGGAGAGGGGUAAAGUGUAA
Molecule: messenger RNA, 1821 nt
Organism: Penicillium taxi
Lineage: Eukaryota; Fungi; Ascomycota; Eurotiomycetes; Eurotiales; Aspergillaceae
Product: acyclic terpene utilization AtuA family protein
Exons: 2
Coding region: 1-1821 (606 amino acids)
Source: RefSeq, a predicted model, not a curated record